CUCACUGAUUUUUGCCUCAAUCUUUCCAUGCUGACGGGAUGUUACGGGCUUUGCUGCUUUUAGUUUCUGUAGUUGCCAUUGCUCAUGCUGAGCUCUGCAAGCCAGAUGCACAGAAUGCUUUCAAAGUACGGAUUAGUAUCAAAACAGCUUUGGGAGAUAAUGCAUACGCCUGGGAUGCUAAUGAAGAGUACCUCUUCAGAGCAAUGGUGGCUUUUGCAAUGAGAAGAUAUUCUAGCAAGAGCACAACUCAAAUUUCCAAUGUGCUGCUCUGCAACGUGACAGACCGAGUGUCCUUUUGGUUUGUGGUCACAGAUUCUUCUAAAAAUGUAACAACUGUUCCUGGAAGUGAGGUGGAAGCAGCCAUCAGGAUGAACCGGAACAGAAUCAACAAUGCCUUCUUACUGAGUGACAAGACACUGCAGUUCCUGAAGAUAACAUCAACCUUGUCACCUCCUGUUGAACCCUCUACACCUGUCUGGAUUAUUGUAUUUGGUGUUGUUCUUUGUCUCAUUGUGGCUGGGAUUGUUUUCCUCAUUGUUUCAGGGAUUCAGAAACACAAGAAAAAGAAUAAAGAGUCAACAGAGAGAGAAAAUUUAGAAGAGAAAGUUGAAGUGACACUAGAAAAUGGGAUUCCUUGUGAAGCACUGGAUUUAAAAGCAGGCCACAUUAAUGGAGUCUUUGCAGCAGAUGAUGAACGGUUCACGUCCCUAUGAAAUGCUGCCACUGCUCUCUGGUGGUUUUCUGAAAGACUCCUGUGCCUGACUUUUCUCUUCACUACUCCUGAAUGUCAAACAUGAAGACAAGAAAAAUGUUCAUUCAUGUAAUUUCCCUUGAGAGAACCUUUUACUUGGGUGAACCUCCAUUACAGUUCUUUUUCAUGAGCAAUUCAAAUAAGAAGGCCUCAGAUAAUGUCCAGAAAAGAUUUCCAGAAGAUGUGUGGCAGAACAGAGUUGGAACUUGCCUUCUGCCAGGCAUCUCAUUUUUAAUAAUUAUUUAAAUAUAUCCAUUGUUUGUUCUUUCCUGACAUAAAUGUGAAAAUGCAUUAUUCCUGAAUGUCACUGGGGAGAUUAUCUAUCAUUGUCAACUCUUGAUGGGUUUGUUUUUCAAGCCAUAUGCAAAAGUUUCUCUAUAAAAUUCUUUCUGUUUGCUCCUA
Molecule: messenger RNA, 1153 nt
Organism: Lonchura striata (white-rumped munia)
Lineage: Eukaryota; Metazoa; Chordata; Aves; Passeriformes; Estrildidae
Gene: CLTRN
Product: collectrin, amino acid transport regulator
Biological process (GO): positive regulation of amino acid transport
Cellular component (GO): extracellular exosome; plasma membrane
Source: RefSeq, a predicted model, not a curated record